Molecule: messenger RNA, 1074 nt
Organism: Alnus glutinosa
Lineage: Eukaryota; Viridiplantae; Streptophyta; Magnoliopsida; Fagales; Betulaceae
Product: phospholipase A1-Igamma1, chloroplastic-like
Exons: 1
Coding region: 1-1074 (357 amino acids)
Biological process (GO): lipid metabolic process
Molecular function (GO): glycerophospholipase activity
Source: RefSeq, a predicted model, not a curated record
AUGUUUGAGAAACUAGGCCUUAAAAGAAAUGGCUACACGGUUAGCAACUAUAUUUAUGCCAUGUCGCAUAUACAUAUGCCUCAGUGGCUGGAGAGGUCACAUUUGGCUGACACGUGGAGCAAAGAUUCCAACUGGAUCGGCUAUGUGGCGGUCAGCGACAACGAGGAGACACGUAGGAUCGGGCGGAGGGAUAUUGUGGUGGCGUGGCGUGGAACCGUGGCACCCUCGGAGUGGUACGAGGAUAUGCAUAGGAAGUUGAAGCCAUUUGGGCAAGGGGAUGCUAAAGUCGAACAUGGGUUUCUUAGCCUUUACACAAGCAAGAAUGAAUCUACAAGGUACAACAAGACAAGUGCCUCAGAGCAAGCAAUGAAAGAAGUGACAAGGCUUGUGGAAAUGUACAGGGAAAAAGGUGAAGAAGUAAGCCUUACGAUCACCGGACAUAGCUUGGGUGGCGCGCUGGCUCUGCUCAAUGCUUACGAAGCCGCAGCAACCAUUCCCAACCUUCCCGUCAACGUGAUUUCCUUCGGCGCACCGAGGGUCGGCAACGUUGGUUUCCGAGACGAGCUUCAUCAGCUGGGAGUCAAAACACUGAGGGUGGUAAUCAAGCAAGACGUAGUCCCUCGGAUGCCGGGGCUUGUUUUCAACGAGAGCUUACAAAAGUUUGAUGAUAUCACCGGAUCAUUGGAAUGGGUUUACACCCACGUCGGAGCCGAACUGAAGCUCGACGUUCGGUCAUCGCCGUACCUCAAGCGUGGGUUCGACUUGAUGGGGUUCCAUAGCCUGGAGACAUACCUUCAUCUUGUGGACGGGUUUCUUAGUAGUGCCACAACAUUUCGGUCUGGUGCGAGGAGGGAUGUUGCGUUAGUGAACAAGGCGUGUGAUAUGUUGGUGGAUGAGCUUAGGAUCCCACGUUGUUGGUACCAAUUGGCCAACAAGGGAUUAAUACGUAAUGCUCAUGGUAGAUGGGUAAAACCAAAGAGAGAUGCAGAAGACAUACCUUCACCUGCUGGUAGGGAAGAAAGUACCGUGAAUGUUCUUGCAGUUGGAAUGCAAGCACAAGAUGCGCGCAGUUAA